Molecule: messenger RNA, 483 nt
Organism: Striga asiatica
Lineage: Eukaryota; Viridiplantae; Streptophyta; Magnoliopsida; Lamiales; Orobanchaceae
Source: the annotation of a GenBank genome assembly
AUGGUUCGUCCUAUGCCGAUCGUCCACAUAAGCAGCGUGUUAUCCUCCCCAGCCGCACUAGCCAUAGGCCUGUUUGUUUCGGCAACUCUCCUCGUCGGCCUUUGUGCAAAACACGCAAGGAAAGUUCCGAAAAAGCAGGGCUCGGGAACAAAAGAUCCAAACGCGCCACUGCCGAUCAAGUCCCCCAAGCAGCUGAUCGCGACUAUAAGCCACAAGGCCAUGAUGGUAAAUUCCAAGAAAAAGUCAGAGCGUGAAGUUGGAGUUGGCGGGAAAGUUAAUAGUACUAAUAGUGACGGUGAGGAUGAGGAAAACGGGGUUUGGCAGAAAGCGAUUUUGAUGGGUGAAAAAUGCCAGCCGCCGGAAUUUUCAGGUGUGAUAUAUUACGAUUAUUGCGGGAAUAGAAUUUCGGAGAUGCCUAAGUCGCCUAGAGCCACGUCGAUGAGCCCUUUGAGGAGUUUCAAUUUUCCCGCGCACAAAAAUUGA